This is a messenger RNA of Macrosteles quadrilineatus (aster leafhopper), 1099 nucleotides long. RefSeq lists its product as uncharacterized. The record is from RefSeq and is a predicted model, not a curated record. Bases 208 to 1056 code for a protein of 282 amino acids. NCBI's taxonomy places the organism in Eukaryota, Metazoa, Arthropoda, Insecta, Hemiptera, Cicadellidae. The transcript has 6 exons.
UUCAAAUAACCUUAAAAACUACCUAACACUUUCAUAACCACACAAAUGACAAUAUUACGCUUUAAAAUUGAUUUGUGAGGAGGUAUAAAUGCCAGGAAUAAUGUUUGUUGGAAUAAGUCACUCUAAUUACUAGAAUAAUCUCAGUAUAAACUAAAUACAAUCUCUCCUGUGAACUUAAAAUGCUUCUAUAUCCACCACAAGUGAUGAAUGCCAAGACAAGAUAUGACAAAUAUUACCCACUUCAUUGACUUUCACGAGAAGAGGACAUUAAUGACCGAAUCAUAUUUUGAGCUUAUCCAGAUCUGUUCGCUCCCCCCGACGCUAGUCAAGGUCCUGCAGGUUUGUGCGUUGGUAUUGACGGGAUGGCUUGCAUGUGUGGGUUUGGCGAUGCUGAUGAUGCCCUACAUUCCUCUAACGCCUCGCAAACCAAACAAGGACAUCUUCUUUGCAGCUUGCCAAGAGAAAAUAAGAAAGAGCUUCCACCAUCAGACUGAAGAGACUUUUCAGACAAUUGAGAUGGGCUCAAACAGAGUUUUAAGAACUAAUACAGAAGACCCAACAGUGUUCAUGGUGCUUGUACCACAAGGAGCAAUGCCUACAGCUUACCGGUUGGUAGCACUGUUGAUCCAUUGUAUUCUACUAGCCAAUCAGCUGCCAGCCAGUGAACAUCAUAUACUUAGAGUCACUUCCAACGGUGCAAACUUCACUUCCCCAGACCAUGAGUGGCCUCUCUUUCAUCAGAUCAAGAACCAGUUGAGGCUGUACGGAGUGGCAGCAGUGUUGUCAUUUGAGUGUGUCCAUCCUCAUGUGGUCAGGUCUUUACAACUGUUGGUUCCACAAGUACAUGCUCCGAGUCCCGAGUCAGUGCUAAUUCUUGUGGUGGAUUUAAAAAAUCGUCUAACUGAAUACCAGAAAAAGAAUUCCACGCCUAACAGCAUCGGAAGAACUUUUCUCCAGGAAUAUUUUGGACCGUACUUCUACCAGUUGGAGCUGCAGGAAAUCAUCAAACGUUUUGGUUGCAGAUGUAUGCUCAUCAAUGCAGAACAAAAUAUUUAAAAAAAUAACACUUGAUUUUUAUCAUCUAAUACAAUAUGUCUCU